AUGGCUAACACUUCUGGCUAUGUAAACCUUCUAAAUAGUCAAAUUCCCAUUGACCUUGAUUCACCCGAACCUAUUUGGUUCGGUAGCCAAGUUCCUGAUGAGUCUGGUGUGAAGGAGAGGAGGAAGUGGUCUCCCAAAGAGGAUAAAAUCCUUAUUGGUGCUUGGCUUAACACCAGUAAGGACCCUGUUGUCAGCAAUGAGCAGAAAGCUGAUGCUUUCUGGAACCGUAUUGUCGACUACUACAACGCAAGCCCUCACCUGGUUGGGACAAUACCGAGGAAGCUUCGUCCUUGCAAGCAGAGGUGGGCUCGGAUUAACGAGCAAGUAUCCAAGUUUGCUGGAUGCUAUGAUGCGGCCCUGAGGGAGCAGAGAAGUGGUCAAAAUGAUGAUGAUGUGAUGAAAGCUGCGUUAGACAUUUUCUUCAAUAAUAACGGCUACAAGUUCACCCUGGAUCACUGCUGGAGGGAGCUCAGGCAUGACCAGAAAUGGUGCGCCACUCAUAUGGCUAAGGACGGUGGAAAGGAGAAGCGCAAACCAGCAUUGGAGGUUGAUAGAGAAGAAGGGGAAGAGGGAGAACCAGAGGGUAGAACUCCCGGGGUAAAGGCUGCGAAAGCUGGUUGUAAGAAGAAGAAGAAGAGUAUUAGAGAGGAGGAGUUGACGAAGCUGCAGGGUGUUUUAGAAAUGAAAGAAAAACUAUCUAGACAUAAAGUCCUUGAUCAUUUACUCGCGAAAACCGAGCCACUCUCUGACAUGGAGACUAGUUUUAAACUCAAACUAAUGUCUGAAAUGUUAUGA
Brassica oleracea var. oleracea is the source of this 795-nucleotide messenger RNA. Its product is annotated as glutathione S-transferase T3-like. NCBI's taxonomy places the organism in Eukaryota, Viridiplantae, Streptophyta, Magnoliopsida, Brassicales, Brassicaceae. Bases 1 to 795 code for a protein of 264 amino acids. The record is from RefSeq and is a predicted model, not a curated record. The transcript has a single exon.